Messenger RNA from Ceutorhynchus assimilis (cabbage seed weevil), 1382 nucleotides. The record is from the annotation of a GenBank genome assembly. Lineage: Eukaryota; Metazoa; Arthropoda; Insecta; Coleoptera; Curculionidae.
UGGCAACAUGGCUUGUCAAGUUAAAAAGCACGAAAAUGUGCUCCGUGAAAAAACAAGUUAUUUUUGUUGUAAAACCAAGAAAUGUAGUACAGUGAUGUGUGUAAACUGUGGAAAAACCUUUCACCUGGCCUGUGCGACCCGAAAACGCGUCAGAAAACCGCGAAAAAAGCAAGCUACGGGACAAACUAGUGGCAGAGCUGCAAUCAAAAAACCAAUUACUAAUGGAAAACAAGAUUUUACUGGAAGAAAAAAUCAAAAUCCUCCAGGAAAAGCUACGUAAGGAAAAUCGCAGGAAAAAGCCAGGGAAAAACCGGCCACGAACACCAGUCGCAUUCCUGCAAGAGUGGGAAGUUUCCAAAGCGCCGACAACACUGCAAAGUGACGCCAAUGACAGUGACACGGAGAACAGCAGGAGCAUGGUUUUGCAAGAACCACGUGACAGCAACAAAAGCAAAACUUCAGACGAAAGACAAGAGGUAGAACCGGCAACAUCGCAAGUCGAGGAUGACAAUAAAGAAAAGUCGGAACAUGCCCUCGAGCGACAGGCGUCAAAUUUACAUACGUCAACAACAAAAUCAGCUGAUCAAAAUUGCCUGGUAGAAAAAUCCCAAAAAAAUCUCCAAGCAGAGGAAGAAAAUACACAAAAUUCUCCUGAAAGUAACGAGAACGCCUUCCAAAUAGUUACCUAUAAGAAAAGGGCAAGCAAAAUCCCCAGACAAGAAGAAACCCAGCGACCCAGUCCGAUACUUGGGAGCAAGCUGAAGUGCCCUCUGCAAGCAUCACAACGAGGAACAUGCCUGUUUAUAUCCGGUCUAGAACCAAACACCAGUCCAGAAGAUGUCAAAAAAUACAUUGAAGAAACCACAAAGGCAGGGCCCUCAGGGGUGAAAAGGCCUAGAUUGUGUAAGAAAAGUUGGAAACAAAGAAUUCCUUUGAAUGAUAAAGAACUAGAAAGCUAUUUGCUGGACUCGGAUGAUGAUACUGGUGAUCCAGACUAUGAGGAUUUAGAUGUUGAGGCUGAGUAUGGCAAUUCUAGUGACAGUGAUGACCAAGGUGAUGAGGAUGAUUUGGAUUUAUCAGCCGUCCACGAUAAUAUACCCGAUGUUUUGGAUAAUAGUUUAAAAUUAACAACAAAUCCCAAACCCCAACCUAAAAAAAAAACACCUGGCCAGGCUCCUGUGGAUGAUGUCAUAUGGGAUGCAAAACUCGUAUCAAUGGACACCUUAGAAGAUUCUCCUGUUUCAACAAGAACCAUUGAUACAAGUCUACAUUGUGUUAUAGAUGAAAUUUACCAACGCACAGAAAACACCACAUGUCCUAUCUACGAGAUCUCCUUGCAGUCAAUGACAUGGAAACAAUUAAGUACGCUUGGUUAUUUGUGA